Messenger RNA from Hyaloscypha bicolor E, 498 nucleotides. RefSeq lists its product as uncharacterized. The coding region runs from base 96 to 389 and encodes 97 amino acids. Lineage: Eukaryota; Fungi; Ascomycota; Leotiomycetes; Helotiales; Hyaloscyphaceae. The record is from RefSeq and is a predicted model, not a curated record. The transcript has a single exon.
CUUGGUCGUCCUCGAGCUGCUUGUCUUGCCCUCGGAUGAAAUAGGUCUUGACAGUUCUAAAACCCCGGUCUAUACAACGGAGAAAUGUUUCGCAAAUGGCCGUUGAAGAGACAUCUUGCUGUCCGAAAAAAUCUCACGCACCUCACCGGAGGAGAAUUCUCCCAGAAUCUCGUUUACGACUUGACCAGAGAUCGCAUCUCGAAUUCCAAGACAUCUUUUUCAAGGAAGAAGGAAGAAUCGUGGAAAAUACCUUCUGCUUGGUUACACUGCAAUUCGACAUAUUUGCACAUGAAAGAUCUGCUUCUACCCUCCAUACGGCGAUGACCAUUGCAGUUGUUUUGGUCGGGUUACAGCCAUGGGGAUUACGGUCGUGGUUCCUCGAAGCUUAACCGGUGCCCUUUGUCCUUGGCUCUGGGAGUCGUUCCCCAGUCUCGCAACAGAUCCACCGAUGUUGAGUCGUAAAGUCUCUGAGCUGCCCCGCCGUACAAUAAGGCUUAG